This is a messenger RNA of Ictalurus punctatus (channel catfish), 2228 nucleotides long. Its product is annotated as caspase-3. Gene Ontology annotation, molecular function: cysteine-type endopeptidase activity. Gene Ontology annotation, biological process: proteolysis. Bases 150 to 953 code for a protein of 267 amino acids. The record is from RefSeq and is a predicted model, not a curated record. The transcript has 4 exons. Lineage: Eukaryota; Metazoa; Chordata; Actinopteri; Siluriformes; Ictaluridae.
AGAGCAGAACACACACACACACGCACGCACGCACACACACACACACACACACACCUGCUCUGUACAGACGUUGGUGUUCUUCAGCCUUAAUUAAUUUGAGUUUAUUUAGGCUGCAUUUGCCGAUUUAAACCCUAGCUCUUUAGAGAGAAAUGUCGGUUCCCAUUCUCAGUAAGAGCAGUAAGAGCACCGCUCGUCACAACCGGGCGCUCAUCGUGUCGGUGGAGAAGUUCAGCGCACGUGCAGAACUCGAAAAGCGACCCGGGACAAAAAGGGACACGAAGCGCCUGCACGCGGCUCUGAGCCGCAGGGGCUUCCUCGUGAAAAUCCUGAUGGACCCGGACGCGGAUGAGAUCAUCGAGGCAUUUAAAGCAGAGAGUGAGCAGUCAGUGCACAGCUGUUUUGUGGGUGUGUUAUCGAGUCAUGGAGACAACGGAGUGAUAUUUGGAUCAGAUGGACGCCCUGUAAAACUUGCACAAAUAUACUCACAAUUUGGAGGACCAAACAUGGCUGCCAAAAACAAACUGUUCCUGGUCCAGGCUUGUCGGGGCAGCGAGCUGGAUGAUGGUGUUGAGACAGACACAUCAGAAGACUGUGGACAGUGUGAAUAUCAGUGUGAAUAUCAGUCAAUCCCAUGUGACACAGUUGUUGCUUAUGCUACAGUUCCAGGUUACAGUGCCUUCAUGCACCCGAGCGGCUCGGUGUUUAUACAGACGUUCUGUGAUCUGGUGGAGGAGUGUGAGGGGUGGGAGAUCACACAAUUUCUGACUCGGCUGAAUCGGCGUGUAGCCUUUAAGUUUGAGGCGAGAGGAAAUGAGCUCAAGGGCAAAAAGGAGAUGCCGUGUUUCAUCAGCCGCCUUACUUCUGACUGUUAUCCAUUCACCAACACGCUCACAGUUUCAGCCACAGAGCUGCUCCAAGGCACACACACUACUCGCAAAAACUCUAUCAGCUGAACUUAUACUUGAGCUAAACAUUUUGUUCAGUAGAUCUUUAUGAGGAAAUUAAAUUUCAUGUUGGUGCUGAACAAUGAUGAAAAAUGUAAUUUUAUGUUGGUUACUGUGACUACAGGAACACCAGUAUGGUGAAUUAUAGGGUUAUAGAUGCAAUAUUAGAGGGCAUAUAGAUUUGUGGCUUAUUGCCUGCAUGAGCAUAGCAUUGGUCAGACAGUGUGUUUGCACAUAUUUAAGAAAUGCUGUACAUUUUACAGAAAAUGUUAUACAUAUGAUACUUGAAUGAACUUAGUACAGUUCAGUCCAAACCUUCCUUAAGAAAAUUGUUGUUAUGCAUUGUUAUGGAUGUGAAGUCAUAUUUUGUUAAUAGAAAAAAUUGUCACUGUUAAUCUGAGUAGCUCAUUCAUAUCUACAUUACAAAAGACAUUGGUUUACCUCAUCUUACCUUCCCAUUCAUAGACAUGUUCAUUUUAAAUUGUCAACUGCUGGUACAGGCAAUGAGUGCUGACAUUAGCUAGCUAGCUAAGUGGUUCAAUCUUGUACCCUAAAACGCCUACUGUUAUCAGAGCUAAAAACGUAGAGUCUUUACAAUGAUUUGAAUAAUUUGAGUCCAUUCACCGAUUGAGUCCUUCACUGAUUCGUUCAGUUGAAUAGUCUGCCCAAAUGUGAAGACUGAUCCUGCUGCCAUCUGACAUAUACAACCACCGAUUUAAACAAUGUUAAAAUAGCUAAUUAUUGUUGUUGUUUUGUAAUGUACGUGUACAUCCAUGUUUAGAAUUUCUUUUUCACACUCAGCUUAGCAUUGCUAUGGCAUUCACAGAAAAUGUCCAUCUUAGGUUGAAUGAAUUUGAGUUCCAUACUCAUUGAACUUGCUCAACUGGCUAUAAGACAAGUGAAUUUUGUUCAUGAGCAAAAGAGAAGCAAAUCCUACUCAUGACUGAAAGGAUUUACUGACUCAAGGGGCAUGGAUCAGGUUCAGGACACAUGCAAUUGCAAAUAAGAUUUUAAAAUUCAUAUAUGUUAACAAACACACACAUUAAUGACUUAUUAAAAAGGUAAUUACCAAGUUAUUCACAAACUAAGUAUAUCUAAGUGUUGCUAGUUGUUCUUGUUACAGUGUGAGCUGGAGCUUGCAUUAGGUUAAUGAAAUCACUCCAAAGAUUUUUUUUUUAUUUUUAUGUCAGAUCAAUUGAAGUUUUGUUAAGUGGGCAUGCAAAAAGAUAGAAAUUGUAGAACAAGUUUGUCAUUAUUACAAAAAUAAAACAAUGUUACUUCAAA